This is a messenger RNA of Trichomycterus rosablanca, 1340 nucleotides long. It is a transcript of the gene rheb, whose product is annotated as Ras homolog, mTORC1 binding. The record is from RefSeq and is a predicted model, not a curated record. NCBI's taxonomy places the organism in Eukaryota, Metazoa, Chordata, Actinopteri, Siluriformes, Trichomycteridae. Bases 100 to 654 code for a protein of 184 amino acids. Gene Ontology annotation, molecular function: GTP binding; GDP binding; GTPase activity. Gene Ontology annotation, cellular component: plasma membrane. The transcript is spliced from 9 exons. Gene Ontology annotation, biological process: small GTPase-mediated signal transduction.
AGAAGGAUACAGAUGCUGGAAUAACGUUACUCGCUGUAGAAUUGUGUGAUUUCUUUGCAUUGUUGAAGAACAGCUGUGGUGUCGUUGAUAGGAGACAAGAUGCCGCAGCCUAAAUCUCGGAAGAUAGCCGUGCUGGGUUACAGAUCUGUAGGGAAGUCCUCUUUGACAAUACAGUUUGUGGAAGGACAGUUUGUGGACUCGUAUGACCCCACCAUAGAAAACACAUUUACUAAAAUGAUCACAGUCAAUGGCCAGGAGUACCAUCUGCAGCUGGUUGACACAGCAGGACAGGAUGAAUACUCCAUUUUUCCUCAGACCUAUUCCAUAGACAUCAAUGGUUACAUUUUGGUGUAUUCUGUUACGUCAAAUAAAAGUUUUGAAGUAGUAAAAGUUAUUCAUGAAAAACUGCUGGAUAUGGUGGGCAACGUACAAGUACCAAUAAUGCUGGUGGGAAAUAAAAAAGAUCUACACAUGGAACGUGUUAUCAGCUGUGAAGAAGGCAAAGCAUUGGCAGAAUCAUGGAAUGCAGCGUUCAUGGAGUCCUCUGCUAAAGAGAACCAGACUGCAGUAGAGGUGUUUAAAAGGAUAAUCUUGGAGGCAGAGAAGAUGGAUGGUGGAGCCCCUCAGGGUCGGACAUCCUGCUCUCUGAUGUAGAUUGCCCUACUUGCCCACCCUGCACAGUGAAGGACACACACAGACCUUUUUGGAGAACAUAUUUCAAUCAGUUAUGUAAUUAGGGGAGAUAUAAAAGUAGUUUUUUUGUUAGGACAAGGGGUUAGUCGUUUUAGUACUGGAAUUAACAGGGUUAAGCACAGCUAAUGCUAAAGGUUUACCAGAAAAGUCUGUUUGAAGUCCAGCCUCCUACAGCCCCCUGCCUCACCACAACACUGGACACUGGGAAAUCCCUCUACUUGAAGUGGCUAACUGCCUGUUUCCUCCAUAGAAAUUUUAACUUUUUCUUUUAUAACUGCUUUUUUAUACUUCAUUUCAUUUUAAUUUUUGUUGUAUAUUUUUUAAACAUUAUUUUGAAAGAUACAUAGAAAUCCUGUAAAAUAACUGCAACCACACUUAUCUUUUAUUUAAGUUCUGUUUUCAUACUGUUCUUCCUCCAGCUAGCCAUUCCUCUACCUGAUUACUAUCAAGCCAUACUGUCCACCUCACACCUCCCUCAACUUUUUUUACCCUCCCUGUUUCCUCUCAAACCUGAAUCAAUUUGUAUAUUGUAUUUCUUAAACAGUAAUUAUGGCCAAUAAAGUUUCCAGCAUUCAUUCGGCUCUGUAAUGAAUGAUGUAUAACUUUUUUGAUUGUAAUCAUUAAAUGCAGCAUUUUGUUUCACUACA